Messenger RNA from Drosophila sulfurigaster albostrigata, 422 nucleotides. RefSeq names its product probable G-protein coupled receptor Mth-like 11. Lineage: Eukaryota; Metazoa; Arthropoda; Insecta; Diptera; Drosophilidae. The coding region runs from base 66 to 422 and encodes 118 amino acids. The transcript is spliced from 3 exons. The record is from RefSeq and is a predicted model, not a curated record.
ACAUUUUUUCUUCUAUUAAUUAUAUAGCCGCAACUUGGCCGUCGAUAAUCUACUAUUAUGGUCCAAUGAUCAUUUACAUAACAUUGUACACAACACUAUAUAUUGUUACCGCCUCUAAGAUAUUCUUUCAAAAUAGGAUCAAUAGACGUCAGCUAACACAAUCGGAGCGUCAACGAAAUUUGAGGACUCUGACUAAUUUUGGAACAUUUUUCUGGCUCUUUGUCAUUAUGGGCGUUUUCUGGAUAUUUGAAAUCAUUUCCUAUUUUGGAUAUAUCUUCGACAUAUCAAUUAAGUGUUUUGAUGUGAUUACUUGUUGUCAAGGUAUCACUUUAUUUGUAGCAACAAUUUUGAAAAGAGAUGUGUUGAAUGCGUUGGCUAAUCGACUUCGUAUUGGAAAUACUGUUGAUGCGAGCGCAUUGUAG